AUGACGCAGAUUAGUGCCAAAGAGUCUGGAUCUAGUGAAAACUACAGGAUGCUGUCCCUUAAAUCCCCGCUCGGACUCCUCACUGUUUUGGUUUUCCAUCUUCUGCAAACGCACUCUUCUAAUGGUCAGUCUCAGUUAAUUGGUUCAUCUCAGCCAAUAGUGGCAACAGUUGGUGAUGAUAUCAUUCUGCCAUGUCAUCUGGAACCUGCAGAGGAUGUUACUGCAAAAAUAUUGGAGUGGACAAGACCUGACCUGAAGCCCAGUUAUGUCCAUGUGGUGCGUUCAGGUCAAGACCUUGUGGAAACAAAACAUCCAUCCUACAAGGACAGAACAUCACUGGUCAUUGAAGAGCUGAAGCACGGAAACAUUUCACUGAAACUCUCCAAAGUGAAACUGUCUGAUAAGGGAACUUAUAAAUGCUACAUUCAUGAAAAUAGACAAUCUUCUGUUAAUUUGGUUGUUGUAUCAGAUGCAGUCUCUUCAGCUUUCAUCAGUUUAGCAGGUAUUGACAGAGACAGAAAAGGAGUGGUGUUACAGUGUGAGUCUAAAGGCUGGUAUCCAGAGCCUGAGGUGUUUUGGUUGGACGGUGAGCGAAACCUCCUCUCUGCUGGACCUACAGAGACAGUCAGAGGUCCUGAUUACCUCUAUACUGUCAGCAGCAGAGUGACUGUGGAGAAGAGACACAGUAACAACUUCACCUGUAAAGUUCAACAGACGAAGAUCAACCAGACCAGAGAGACAUACAUUAUUGUUCCAGAUGAUUUCUUCCCAGUCCUGGACCUGCCUGGUUCUACAUCCAGUUCAUCUGUUCCUACCAUCAUUGGUGUGAUUGUUGGCAUCAUCUUUAUUCUUGCAGUUGUUCUUGUCGUGUGGAAAUUGAGACAAAACAAACUCAAGAACAAGAAGAACAACGAGGAUGAAGAAACACAGAGAAUGAGAGACAUAAGCAACUCCACAAGUAACAAUCCAGAAAAAGAAUCCCUGAUAAAAACAGAGAAAGAAAGAGAGAUGGCGAAGAAUGAGGACAAAAAGAUGAAUUCUUUAAGUGAAGAAACAAAACUUCAAUGUGAAACAGAGAAGGAAACACACCAAAGAGAAACUAACAAUGUUGUGGUCCAGACACAAGAAGGACCACUGCAACAAUCUGUUAGUGAAGAAGCAAACCUUCCUGUUCCAGUAAAACAAGAAACAGACCAACUACUGAAAGAAGGAAAGAUAAAAACUGGUUUGGACAAGACAGAAGAAAAGACUGAACCAACAAGUAAAGGAGCAGAAUCUACAGGUUCAGCAGAAACAUGCCAAAAACAGUCAAAGCAACAACCUAUAAAUAAUGAUGGAGACGGACAACCAGUGGGUAUCAUAGCAGGAGAAGGAAAGAAAAAUGAGGAAAAUGAAGAAAAGAAAACACAUUCUACAACUAAAGCAGAAAAAGAGAAGGAGACAGAAAUGGACAAAGAGAGGGAAAAACUUCCGAAACAACUACAGAAAAAAGAAAGAGAAGAGAAAAUCAUUGAAGGAAAGAUUUCUAGAUAUAAUACAAAUAUGAAGAUACAAGAAGAAAAGAUAAACCAACUCAGAGCACAGUUGGAGGAGGUGGAGAAGAAGCUUCAGUCAGUAAACAGUGAAAAAGACGACGCUGAAACACAGAAAGUAGCAGCAACAGAAGAAAAAUGUGCAAAGAAUGAUCUGGAGGAGAAGAAGGCAGAACUUCAGAAAGACUUACAAAAAUCAGAGAAAGCACUACAGAGAAACAAGAGUGAUUUAAAUACUAAAACAGAAAGGAAAAUGAAAAUAACAAAUGAAAAGAAAGAGAUAAUUGAAAAAUUAAAGGAGAUUCAGAUUGAUUCAGACGAGGAUCUUUGA
Scomber japonicus (chub mackerel) is the source of this 1863-nucleotide messenger RNA. RefSeq names its product butyrophilin subfamily 2 member A1-like. The coding region runs from base 1 to 1863 and encodes 620 amino acids. The transcript has 6 exons. The record is from RefSeq and is a predicted model, not a curated record. NCBI's taxonomy places the organism in Eukaryota, Metazoa, Chordata, Actinopteri, Scombriformes, Scombridae.